UGUGUUGGCACGAUGACUGUACCUCCUCCCCCUUCCCACCUAGGAAAAAAUCGAGUCGGCCUUGUUCCAGCGUCUUGGCUGUGAGAGGAGGGAAGUGGAGGGAGAAGGGAGGAAGAGGAGGGAGUGGGACGAGGGAGGAGGCAAAAAGGCCCACGGGGACUGCGCGGUCCUAGCCCUCAGUGCACCCUUUCUCGUCAUGCCGCGUCGCCGCUCACUGGCAGCACCAGCUUGCUGCCGUACCACUUGCUCUUCGCAUAAUAGUAAAAGAAAUCGCAAUACAGGCCCGUCUGAACGAGCCCCCCGAUCCAUCCGACCACGUUGACGUAGUCCUCUGCGAAAUACCGGUAUAUCCAAUUGAGAAUGUAGAAGAACCGGUAGGCGCCCAGGGUCCCCACAAAGUCCGCCGUGAGGUUCUCGACCUCGCGCGCCUGCUGGAGGAGGACCAGCUGUGGCAGCAGUGACACGCUCUCGAGCCAGAUGGACGUGGACCACAGGAUGUCUGGUAUCGUGUACUCCUCCCAAGGUGCAAAGCAGGCCAAUCACGAAGCACGGCCCGAGAACGUAGAGCUCGUACUGAAAUGAGUCAGUGCUCCGCUCGUACGUCUGGGAGAUCGGCACCUUGUACCGCAUGAGGUAGACUAGGUAAAGUGUCGUCGUAAUGAAAACCAGUUUCAUCGUUGUGUUGUAAAGCGAUAUGUAGCUCCAAAACAAAUCCAAGUACCGGAAAAUGAAGACCAUCGCGUACAUCUCCUGCAUUCGGCACGAAACUCCGACGCAGCUCUUGCUUCUGUGCAGUUUGAAAACCAGCAGCAUGAUGCUCGUCAGGUGAAGCAUGUCACCACUGAGUCGGAAGAUGUUCAUCUUCUGAAGCGGAUGAGCGCAACUAAUCGCAUGGUCGUCUGGAAACCCUCAGGGCAAAGGGGCGCAGGAAGUAAGUAAACAGCACCCCCAGGGGAAACAAGCAAAUCUGCCAGAUCGAGGCUCGCUAUCCGCUCCUGGCCUGGGGGACUUUCUGGACGCCCACUGGGGUCCACAGAGCAAAGUGAUUCUUGGCAUGGGCUUCCACUGUACCAUGGAGCAUUUCCGCAAAACCUAACAACCCUGACCCGUCGGGCGGAGAAAUAGCACACCAUCGGAUGUCCAGGUCCGCCCCUCGCCCACAGGUCGCCUCCCUGGGAGGGCGGGGCUCCGCUCUCCGAAUGGGCCUGGUUGCACCUGCAGGGCUGCGACGAGAAGGAAAAGGAGGAGGAGACGAGGAGGAGGACGAGGACGAGGGCGAGGGCGCCCUGUGCACAGAAGCUGCGCCGUUGGGAUCCCAGGGCGCGCGCGGCGCCCGGCGCGCAGGCCCCGCGCGGGGCAGGUUGCCCGCGCGGCGCAGGGGCCCUGCGCGGCGCGAGGGGCCCUCUGCGCAGAAGAACAACAGGCCGAUCGGCAGGGACAUGCGGUGGAGGCUCAAAAACAGCUGCUCGAAGGCCCCAAAGGGGCCCGUGUGAGCAAAGAACUCUUUCUGCGGGCCGAGCCCUAGCCGCCCACGCGGGGGCCCGCCGCAGCCACCCGCUCACCUCGCGCCGCCAGGCCCCUGGCCCGCGCCUGCGCCAGGUCGCAGAACCCGUACGCGCGAGCCACGGCAUCGAGGGGCGGCCGGUGAAGGCAUUGGAAAAGGAACCACUGGAUAAAGAACCCAGGGUCUGGAAGCCCACGG
Prorocentrum cordatum is the source of this 1702-nucleotide messenger RNA. The record is from the annotation of a GenBank genome assembly. Lineage: Eukaryota; Dinophyceae; Prorocentrales; Prorocentraceae.